Molecule: messenger RNA, 318 nt
Organism: Cantharellus anzutake
Lineage: Eukaryota; Fungi; Basidiomycota; Agaricomycetes; Cantharellales; Hydnaceae
Product: mitochondrial distribution/morphology family 35/apoptosis
Exons: 2
Coding region: 1-318 (105 amino acids)
Source: RefSeq, a predicted model, not a curated record
AUGGCCAGUUCUUUGUCCCCGGAAUGCACACCGUUAAAGAAAGAAUAUGAUUCAUGUUUCAACUCGUGGUUUGAAGGCUACUUGGAGCCGCCCUCCCAUGGUGUCGGGAAAUCUCUUACGGAUGCCGAGCGCGAGAAGUGGAGUCGAGAGAAGGCAGAGGAAUACGACCGAAAGUGUGGCUCGAUCUGGAGAAGCUACAAAAAAUGCGUACAAGAAGCAGUAUCGGGGAAAGGUCUGGAUAAAUUACUAGAGGAUGCAAGGGAAGAGAACCCUCUCAAGGAUCCACCUCCCCCUUCCGGCGAGGAGAGAAGUUCAUGA